ACGUUUGUAAACAAAUCAUUCAAUAUUAAAUAAUUUAUUGAAUAAAGAAUGUAAUCCAUUGUAAAUAUUUAACGUAUUAAGCUAAUAAAGAAUUUAUCAUGGUCCUAAAUCGUGUGGCACGAUUUACUGUUCCAAAAUAUUUCAAUUCGUUUAAAAAUAUCGGAAUAUUUGUAAAUUCUGCAGAUUUGACCAAAGUAUCAUAUAGAUGUUCUCAUUUCACGUACGUACCAGAUACAGUAUCUGCAUCUGAUGGGGAAACCGCUCGUAUGAAUCUUUUCCAAUCUGUGACAAAUGCUAUAGAUACGGCCUUAGGUGUAGAUCCUUCUGCAGUGGUAUUCGGUGAGGAUGUUGCAUUUGGUGGUGUAUUUCGAUGUACAGUUGGCUUACAGGAUAAAUAUGGACGUGAUCGUGUUUUCAAUACGCCGCUUUGCGAACAGGGCAUUGUGGGAUUUGGAAUUGGUUUAGCUAUUGCUGGUGCAACAGCCAUUGCGGAGAUUCAGUUUGCAGAUUAUAUUUUUCCAGCUUUUGAUCAAUUAACAAACGAAGCAGCUAAGCUUAGAUAUAGAUCAGGUAAUGAGUUCAACUGUGGUGCAUUAACAGUAAGAGCUCCAUAUGGUGCUGUUGGACAUGGAGCUCUCUACCAUUCACAGAGCCCUGAAUCAUUUUUUGCUCACAUACCUGGACUUAAAGUAUGA
This is a messenger RNA of Stegodyphus dumicola, 695 nucleotides long. It is a transcript of the gene BckdhB, whose product is annotated as Branched chain keto acid dehydrogenase E1 subunit beta. The record is from RefSeq and is a predicted model, not a curated record. NCBI's taxonomy places the organism in Eukaryota, Metazoa, Arthropoda, Arachnida, Araneae, Eresidae. Gene Ontology annotation, cellular component: oxoglutarate dehydrogenase complex. Gene Ontology annotation, biological process: response to nutrient; branched-chain amino acid catabolic process.